GGGAUCGGAGUAUCGGUUAGAAAGCGGGGUUUUCAGACUUAUCUAAACAAUUAUUUUAACACAUCUGAUAUCCGCGCAUAUUUUAGGUCUUGAUAUUUUAGAAUUCAUUUGUGGAGACAUGGAAAAUGCUUCGGUUUCGGAUUUGUAUCGAGUGCUUGAGAAAGUUGUAGACGACUUUAACUCCCUAGAUAAACCAAGCGUGUGUAGUAAGGAUGGAAACAAUCUUAUAGAACAGACUCGACUGCAAUAUCUUACAGCUGUAACAUCCUCUGAUGCCAGUCCAAACACAGUGCCUAGUGAACGGGUGAAUAUCGGCAGUUUAAUCACUGAAUACGAGAAGAGCAUAGAAGAAUUGCAACUAACUCUAUCUGCCCUCCGUUCUCAAAGAAAAGUUUUGGAAGCAGAUAUUUCCAGAGAGAGGGAUGUGAAAGAACAACUGGGCAGAGUUCAGUCUGCUCUCUCCAGCAAACUUCAAGAACAGAGCACAAGGAAAGAGUCGCCCAACAGCUACAAGGUGCAAAUUGAAAAUCGUAUAAAAAACGCAAAAAAGGAAGGGAAAGGAUUGCGAAACAGUCUUGGAACGUUCAUCAAUAAACAUUUUCCUUUACCAACAGAGGAAGCUGUGAGUGAAGCACGGAAAAGGCUGAGGAGUUCAGAGAGGAGGUAUACAGAAAACCUAUCGUCCCUGAAAUCGAUUCUUGAAGAUUUGGUGAACAAAUGCAUGGAAGAUCCAAACGAUCCAUACAUUGAUGUUGACGACAGCAUCUGGCCGCCAUAUGUGGAACUCUUGUUGAGAUGUCAAAUUGUAACUAGACAUCCAGACAAUAACAAACUGAUCAAGCUGAUUCCCUUUCAUUUAUGAUUAAUUCUCUGUGUUAAGACAUCUAUUUUUUAUAUCCUGAUAUAUUAUGUUUAACAAGAUGUAUUUACAGCUUGGAACUGGUGUAGUUCAUGUUCUUCAGAUCCAGUCAUUAAAAAGCAUACAUGUUUCAAAUUAAUAUAGAAUAAAACUGAAGGCCCAUAAAAUUCA
Molecule: messenger RNA, 1030 nt
Organism: Magallana angulata
Lineage: Eukaryota; Metazoa; Mollusca; Bivalvia; Ostreida; Ostreidae
Product: centromere protein K-like
Exons: 1
Coding region: 119-862 (247 amino acids)
Biological process (GO): mitotic sister chromatid segregation; kinetochore assembly
Cellular component (GO): nucleus
Source: RefSeq, a predicted model, not a curated record